Naegleria lovaniensis is the source of this 2013-nucleotide messenger RNA. RefSeq lists its product as uncharacterized. NCBI's taxonomy places the organism in Eukaryota, Heterolobosea, Eutetramitea, Acrasida, Naegleriidae. The record is from RefSeq and is a predicted model, not a curated record. The transcript has 2 exons. Gene Ontology annotation, biological process: regulation of DNA-templated transcription. Gene Ontology annotation, molecular function: protein binding. The coding region runs from base 1 to 2013 and encodes 670 amino acids.
AUGAAGAAACUUGCCACACUGUUCAAAGGCUUGGAUACCUCCAAAUCCGAAGAAGAAGAAAAGAAAAAACUAUUCGGGAAGGGUGUGAAAGAAUGGACCACCAAGGAUGUUUCUCUUUGGUUAAAAACCAUUGAUUUGACAGAAUAUUGUAAAGAAUUUGAAAAAGCUGAUAUUUCAGGUGCAGAAUUGUUAGAACUUACCGAACAAGAUCUGAUUAAGGAUUUAAAAAUCUCUAAAUUAGGUCAUCGUAAACGAUUUAAAAAACAAUUAGAAUGGUUGGAACAAGGUCGAUUUGAAAUUGGUCAUGUCGUCAUGAAUUCAUCAAACACCACAGAUGAUUCUGAUCAGACUGAUUCAUCAUCAUUAUCAGAUCAUUCCAAUGUGAUUUCAAAUGGUACUUUGCAAAGUUCCAACAAGUGCAAUGCAGACAUGACGACGAGUGGAAAAGUAGUCCUCUCGUCAUCUGUAUCAAAUUCAUCAUUGUUUCAUAUUCGAAAUGAUGAUGAGACUGACUCGGUAUCAUCAUUGAAUGGUGUUGUUGUUGGUGUUGGUGGUAUUGGUGGUGCUACAACGACUACUUUGAGUCACGUAUCAUCAUCAUCCUCCCUCUCUUCACAUGUUAACACUUCAUUAUUACAUCCUCAUCACCACUCUUCACCUGUACCACCAGAACAUGAGUUAUGGAUUAAGUGUUACGAAAAACAUGGGAAUGACCAUGUUUGUGGUAAUUCAACUACUACUACAAUAGUAUUGAAAUUUAAUCUCGCAUGUCCUCUCAACCAUCCAUCUACAGAUGUAUCAUCAUCCUCAACACGGACAACUACAACAACAACAACAACUCAAUUACAAGCACUACCCAAAUUGGAACAAGUGAAACAAGAGAUUCUUUCAAGAGUAUCAUCACAUCAAGACAUUUCCAUCUCACAAAUUCAAUUGAAAUACAAAGAUGAAGAUAAUGAUAUGAUUUUAUUGAAAAAAGAUGAAGAUUUUAAGAUUUGUGUUCAACAAUAUCUUGCCUCAAGAACUUCUACCACCACUCAUAGAUAUUUAAAGUUAUUUGUGAAUUAUAAUAGUGGUUCAUUUCAUGGAGUGAAUCAUAAUAUGAAUUUAUCAAAUCCAAAUAUGAACAGCAACAAAUUGGACCAUCUCACCAAGAAGAACCAUACGUUAUCUUCCAUCAAGGAUGAAAGUGAAGAAUUGAUUGAAAUACUCGAUGGCAUGGUCGAUGCAUUAAUUGUCAUGACUGCUCACGACAAACUUAUUAAAUACGUGAAUAAGGCAACAGAAUCACUUUUACAAUUUAAAAGAGAUGAAUUGAUUGGAUUCAAUGUCACUAAAAUUAUGCCAACAGCGUAUCGAUCACAUCAUGAUGAAUAUGUAGAUUUAUAUUGUAAAACAGGCAUUCCCAAGAUUAUUAACAAGGGAAGAAUAGUACCUGUGAAAAGCAAACAAGGAAAAGUAUUUGAUUGUUGGUUGAGUGUGAGUGAUAGUACAUGGGCGCAUCAGAGAGCAUUUACUGGAACUUUGAAAAUGAUUUAUACAGAAUCUUCUGCAACUAGUUCAACCACUACUGCAAUUCCUUCCUCCAUUCCUAACAACUCUCCUCCUGUAUUUCCAUUCUUAGAAAAUAUGGUGGAUGGUGUCAUUAUCAUCUCAGGUAAUGAUGAUAUUGUGAGAUAUUUCAACAAAUCUGCAGAACAAAUGUUUGGAUAUACACGAGAAGAAGUGGUUGGACAACAAAUUGGAAUGCUUGUGUAUGAUGAACGUGUGCGACAACAUCACAAUCAAUAUGUUCAAAGAUAUAUGCAAAGUGGUGAUUCACACAUUGUUGGAAUUGGUCGACGAGUGGAAGCCUUAACAAAGGACGGAAAAAAACUACCCAUUUACUUGUCUGUGAAUGAAACCAAAUGGAACAAUGGCCUUAAUGGACGAUGUUUUAUUGGUACUACGAAACUACUCGAUCAGAACAGUCCAAUCACCAAAUACGUGAAUGUCAAUGACUCUCGUGAUUGA